AUUAAUAUAUAUUUAAUAUUUUUCCAGAUAUGAUUACGAUAUCUUGGUAGGGAGAUUUAAUUUUCAUCCUGAUACCAGUGUUUGUUAUGCUGACUACCAAUUAAAUAUUGUUCUUGCUAACUGCUAUUCAUUUUUCAAGAAUUAAAUCCGAAGUCAAUAAAUUCAACCCAACAGUUUCAAAAACAAAAAGUUUUCUUGUUUACAAAGAAAAGGACAAAGUUGACGACGGGUUCUUGUUGACCACGGAUAGCAGCCUUUACUUUAUCGAUAAAGACCAGCUUGUACCAGACACGGAAUACUCACGCUGCUUAUGUACUCGUCUUACCUCCUGCCUGCUGGUGAUGUUCGUCUGCAAAAUAAUCGAAUUAAUGACACUGGACGACAUAAACAGCCCGUUGAGCAUUCCAUUCGAUUUAUUAAUGGAAUUAUAGAGUUCGAUCAAAAAAUUAUACCACUUUCAACAAAUUUGGUGACACCACAGCGUUCAUGGACACAAAAACAUUGGAAUACGAUUUUCAUAUCAUUAUUUGGAUACUUUAUUGGAUUUAAGAUUUUAUAUUAUUAUUCUCUGCCCUUUCAUCUUGAAAACAUAGUAAUAUUGACAACCCAUGCAAUAUUCACUAUACCAUUUGUUAUGGAUUAUGCAGUUACAGUCUCAUCAUGUUUCUUUCUUCAAAACGUAUAUGCCAGAUUCCAGACGUUAAACGAUUUUUGGAAAUGUCUUCCUGCCGACUUAGUUGCCACUUCCGACAAAUGGACACACAUCAAAAUAGUGGAUUUGAUGGAAAACACGAGGCUGUUACAUUCCGAACUCUGUGGUUUGUUAAAAAUGUUUACUCUUGGUUACGGUCCAUUGCUUUUAGGGUUAUUCACAACCAGCUAUAUCAAUUUUCUUGUCGGUGUUUAUUUUAUUGUCAAUAAUGAAGUAUUUCCCAGCUUUCAUUCAACCAAAAAUAACUUGGUACGAUUAUUACAUCUAAUGGUCCACGCACAAAUUGUCACGUUUUUGAUGUCCAUUAUCGUUUUCGUUUCAUUCAUAAAUGAGAAGAUAUUGAAGAUGAUAUCAUACUUACGGUUAUAUCGAAUUUCAAAUUUACACUUGGACAAAAAACGACAAAUCAAAAUGUUUAUGAAUCAAAUAUCAGUUUGCGAUUCGGACCAAAUUUCGGCAUUCGGGUUUUUUAAUAUAAAUUUGAAUCUCGUUACAUCGUGGAAUAAUCACAUUGGUACAGAUGAAGGAUCACCCAAUGAUAUUGAAAUUAAACAAUGA
Molecule: messenger RNA, 1270 nt
Organism: Acyrthosiphon pisum (pea aphid)
Lineage: Eukaryota; Metazoa; Arthropoda; Insecta; Hemiptera; Aphididae
Exons: 6
Coding region: 311-1270 (319 amino acids)
Biological process (GO): sensory perception of taste
Cellular component (GO): membrane
Source: RefSeq, a predicted model, not a curated record